Molecule: messenger RNA, 1494 nt
Organism: Fusarium proliferatum ET1
Lineage: Eukaryota; Fungi; Ascomycota; Sordariomycetes; Hypocreales; Nectriaceae
Exons: 1
Coding region: 1-1494 (497 amino acids)
Source: RefSeq, a predicted model, not a curated record
AUGAGAUACAACGCUUUGGCCUUCAUGGCCCUCGUCAACGGCCUCGCUCAGGCCAACCGUUUCGACUGGCAGAGCGAGUCCAAGGCUGAUGUUGCCAAGCAUGAGCACAAGAACGCUGCCGAUCCUGUCUUUAAGGUGGAGGUGAACAAGGGUCAACUUGAGGCUGGAAAAUUAAAGAAGGAGGGAGAGAAAGCUGAGCAACAGGCCAAGAAGCUGGAGGAGAAGCUGCAGAAGAAAGAGGAUGAGCUUGAGCUCAAGGCUGCACAGGCUGGAGGGAACCGCCAUCACCACCACAGCCACUCCUCAUACUCCCCUGAUACUACUUACGAUCCUGCCACAAAAACUACUGGAUAUCAUCACCAUCACUCAGGCCACCUCCAAAAGGGCCCCUACACGCUUGAUGGAGAGAAAUACGACUAUAUCCAUAAACCAAAGGUCCACUUCCACACCUCUUACACAACCCACGUACCUACUCUCAGUCCUGGAUGUGUCGGUGACAAGUGUUCUCGUAAGCCUUGUAAGGAAUGCCAUGGCAACUGGGCACAGCCUGGCUGCUGGCACUGCAAAGCCCUUGGAGCCACUGGCGAGGAGGUUGCUGAACAGGUGGCGAAGACCACCAAGCAUGCUCCCAAAGAAACCAAGGCCAAAGAGGAGGAGAAGGAGGAGGAGAAAAAGGAGAAGGAUCCUCACGCAAAGACAUACACGCAUGGAGACAAGACUGUCAUUGUUCCUAAGGAGACCAAGGCCCCUGAAGCUACUCGGCCUGAAGCUCCCCAGAUUGAACAACCUCAUAAAGAGGGCCCUAAGGUCAUCGUCAUCGAGGACCCCAAGAAGAAGCCUGAGGAGAAGAAGUCUGAAGAGGAGAAAGAGGAGAAAGAAAAGUAUCACGAUGAGAAGCCCAAGCAUGAGUACCCCAAGGAGAAGCCCAAGCAUGAGCACCCCAAGGAGGAGCCCAAGAAGGAGGACAUCUGUGACAAGGUCCAUCGCCAUGGCCAGCCUAGCAUCUGUGACAAGAUCAAGCAUCAGCACCACAAGGUUGACGAGCCUAAGAAGGAGAACAUUUGUUCGAAGCCCAAGGGUUGCCAUCCCCAUCAGGCUCCCGCUCCCGCUCCCGCUCCUGCUCCUGCUCCUGCUCCUCACCAUGAAGUGAAGCCUGCCCCUGCCCCUGCUCCCGUCCCUCACCAUGAAGUGAAGCCUGCUCCUGCUCCCGUCCCGGCUCCUCAUCACCCCGAGCAGAAGCCUGAGAUUCAACCUGUCCCUAUCCCUGCUCCAGCUCCCCAACAGCCCGAGCAGAAGCCCGGAGAGGUUCAACCGGCUCCGGCUCCGGCUCCGGUCCCUGCCCCUGCUCAGCCCGAAGGAGCCAAGCCUGAAGAGGGCAAGUACGGCAAUGCUCCCUCAGUUCCUGUAACAGUGCCUAAGUCCGGAGCCACCUACAACCGCGUCUCUGUUGGCAUCGCCGUCUUUGCAGGUGUUGCCAGCAUGAUGCUUCUAUGA